Messenger RNA from Anopheles maculipalpis, 990 nucleotides. RefSeq names its product sorting nexin-21 (gene Snx21). Lineage: Eukaryota; Metazoa; Arthropoda; Insecta; Diptera; Culicidae. The record is from RefSeq and is a predicted model, not a curated record. Gene Ontology annotation, molecular function: phosphatidylinositol phosphate binding. Gene Ontology annotation, cellular component: early endosome membrane. Bases 52 to 990 code for a protein of 312 amino acids. The transcript is spliced from 2 exons. Gene Ontology annotation, biological process: protein transport.
UUCGAAUAACAUCGUCUAGUGCAUACUGUGGUUGUUGGGCGUAGCACAGGGAUGGAGAACAGAGAAUCUAUCGAGGACGAUCUCGAUAGUGCGACGGAAGCGUUCGACCAAAGUACGUUGAGCAUAAAACACCAGAACAAGGGCAUUGUGCAAGAUAUAUGGCAACGUCCCACAAGAAGACCCCUUCCACCGGCGGGUGAUGUGGUGCUUUGUUUCGAGAUACCACUUGCCCGCAUCCUGCCCACGGUUGGACCUGGUGAUGGUUCGUCCAGUGCCGGCAAGAAGUACGUGAUAUACGAGGUAACAGUUCGUAAGGAUGGUCCCGGUCCGGACCCGUAUCCGACCAGUGUCGAACGACGAUACACCCAUUUUCUAAAACUGUACGAAGGUUUGCGAAAAGAUCAUCCAACCUUGUUGCAAACGGUCACCUUUCCAAAGAAGGUGCUGAUGGGCAACUUUACCGCCGAACUGAUUGGUGAACGUAGUGCCGCGUUCGAGUGCUUUCUCGAUCAUAUCGUAUCCGUGCCUUUGCUGCGUGAUUCGGUUCAUUUUCUGGAGUUUCUGCAAGGGGAUGAACUUCGUAGUGCGUGUCAAUUACUGGACGAACGGCGCAAUGAGCUGGCCGUACCGCUGUUGGAGAAUUGUUUCCGUUUGCUGAACAAGAUCUUUCUGGACAAGUCAAAGUGUGUGCUGUUGCUGUUGUGCCGCUUGGUGACGGCCUGUACCACUUCCCCGAUACCUCAUCCGUCCGCGGAACAGUGGGCCGAGCUGGCUUUACGCCGCUACGAGCAUGUGUGCGAUACGGAGCUGCUGGUGCUUUACAUUCCACUGUUGCAAACGUGUUUGCAUCUUUGGUGGCAACGAGGGCGGGAUCGCAGUCUGCUCGAGACACGCUUAAACGAAAUGGGCAAGCAGGGUAUUACGGUGAAGGGUGGACCGACCCUUGCCCAGGCCAUACAUGCGUUGGAUCCGCGGGCUGAAACAAUUUGA